GUCUUUCUCGCUCUCUUUUAUCUCUCUUCUCACUCCAUCUUAUCUCUCUUCUCACUCCAUCUUCUCACUCUCGCUGACGGCCAGACCCAUCUGCCAAGUCUCUGAAGGAAAGAACGAGAACCAAAAGCUGGAAAGUGCAGACUGCAGGCUCUUCUAAUUCACAAUGGUGGUGAAGGUGUAUGGCUCCAUCGACGCUUCCCCACAGCGUGUGCUGGCUUGCCUUGUAGAGAAAGAGAUCGACUUUGAGAUCAUCCGCAUUGAUCUCUUCAAGGGGGAGCACAAGGACCCUGAGUUCCUCAAAUUAGAGCCCUUUGGACAAGUUCCUGUCAUUCAAGAUGGGGACUAUACUCUGUACGAAUCGCGUGCAAUCAUGAGAUACUACGCAGAAAAAUUUAAGUCCCAGGGGACUGAGUUGCUGGGAAAGACAGUUGAGGAAAGAGGGCUUGUGGAACAAUGGCUAGAGGUUGAAGCACUAAGAUUCCACCCUCCAGUCUACAAGUUAGUCGUUCACAUUCUGCUUGCCUCAGCAUUGGGUUUUCCUUCAGAUCCCAAGAUCAUUCAAGAGAGUGAAGCAAAGCUGGGGAAGGUGUUGGACAUUUAUGAGGAGAGGCUGUCAAAGAGCAAGUACUUGGCUGGUGAUUUCUUCAGCCUUGCUGAUCGUAGCCACCUUCCGUUUAGCCAACACUUGGUGGCUGAUUUGGGGAAGGAGCAUAUGAUCAGGGACAGAAAACAUGUCUCUGCUUGGUGGGAUGAUAUCAGCAACGGGCCAUCUUGGAAAAAAGUCCUCCAGCUUGGGGUGUUUGAAUUUCCUAAACGAUUAUGAUGUGAUAUGUAUUUGAAUUUUCCCUUCUCCAAACAAAGUGUUGUUUAUGAUGUUGAUGAAUAUAAAGUCCAACGUCGGGAAUUUGACAAAAU
Messenger RNA from Prunus mume (Japanese apricot), 915 nucleotides. The record is from RefSeq and is a predicted model, not a curated record. NCBI's taxonomy places the organism in Eukaryota, Viridiplantae, Streptophyta, Magnoliopsida, Rosales, Rosaceae.